UGUGACCAUUCGCGAAAAGGGUCACCGCAGGAGAGUCGUGUCCUGAAGCACUCUGCAACCUGCAAGAAGAUGCUAGAUGCUAUCACUACUCAAACCCAUCAUCAAGCAUUUUAGCAAGUCCACGAUCUCCGCCGCACAUCUUCGGAAGGAGCGUCGGGUUGAUGACAAUGACGAGACUGUGAAGGCCCUUCAAAAGAUUGGCAAAACAAGGUUUGGAACUCACUGGUCAGCUGCGGCGUCACUCGAGCAGUGUCUCCCAAAUAUACGAAAUCUCGUGGAGAAGAAGGUUGUGAAAUUCAAGAACCGUAAAGUGAAGGACAUGUUUCUGAACCGUCGUGCAUUCCAGACUUUGGAGCAGGAUCUAGGUACUUAUGUCACGCUCGUGGGACCAUUCAUCCGCUCGCUGUGGUCGCUUGAGGCAUCCCAUGCGAAUGCUUCAGAUGUCUUCGUUUUUUUGGCUCGCAAUUGCUGCGACACUGGAAGAAUUAUUCGCAAAGGGUGAAGAUCAGACAGGGAUACCAGUUUCCCUCGCGCAACGCAUUACUGCCAUCUUCAACAGCCGGUGGAAGGAAUUUUUUGGUAACGAUGUUUAUUUUGUUGCUUUUGCACUAGAUCCACGUUAUCCUCUCUCAGACGACAUCAUGAAAUCAGCAUUGGCAGCCCCGACCAUCCGUAUACCAGCACAGAUACCAAAUACGUCUGCAAGUGCCGAGCGUCCAAUGCCUCAUCCACGUGCUUACCAUCGCGUGAAAGAGUUUCUCAAACCUAUGCUGCGUGCAAUGGUAGAACACAAUGAAGUACACGAACUCAAAGACCCAAUCUCACUGCUUGUGCAUGAGAUUGGAGCAGCUGGUGUUGUCGAUGAGUUCAGACGUCAACUCAAGGCUUAUUUUCACAAUGAGUGGCCAUUCAAUGCCCCCCUUCAAGAUGGAAACACUCUCGUAUGGUGGAACAUGCUUCUACCUCAUCCCCAUGCCCGUGUUCUUGCUGCUCUCGCUGUCAAAAUUUUCUCAGUAUUGAUCAACUCCAUGCCUGACGAGCGGACAGGCUCAAAGCUGACAUGGUUCAACUCAGCGAUACGUGGCAACCAAAAUGCUCAAACACUCGUUGAUAUGAUUCAAAUCGGCUAGUGGUAUGGUACAAAGGCUGAAAACUCGAGACCACGCAGGGAACCCUACCGCCCUACAGUCAAGUUCCGCGAUAUCGACAGAGACCUCCUUCGCGCUGUUGCCACAGGAGUCAAG
Messenger RNA from Suillus discolor, 1244 nucleotides. RefSeq lists its product as uncharacterized. NCBI's taxonomy places the organism in Eukaryota, Fungi, Basidiomycota, Agaricomycetes, Boletales, Suillaceae. The transcript is spliced from 5 exons. The coding region runs from base 372 to 1130 and encodes 252 amino acids. The record is from RefSeq and is a predicted model, not a curated record.